This is a messenger RNA of Lytechinus pictus (painted urchin), 715 nucleotides long. RefSeq names its product S1 RNA-binding domain-containing protein 1-like. Bases 17 to 715 code for a protein of 232 amino acids. The record is from RefSeq and is a predicted model, not a curated record. Gene Ontology annotation, biological process: translation; nucleobase-containing compound metabolic process. NCBI's taxonomy places the organism in Eukaryota, Metazoa, Echinodermata, Echinoidea, Temnopleuroida, Toxopneustidae. The transcript is spliced from 7 exons. Gene Ontology annotation, molecular function: structural constituent of ribosome; mRNA binding.
UUCAGGUGAAAUCGUAAUGACUGAUGUAAGCUACAUGCAUACGGGGAAUAGGUAUCUUGAGAAACGAAGAAUGACAGAUCUCAUCAGUACAUUCCAAUGUGAAACCAUCGGCAUAGGUAAUGGAACAGCAUGUCGUCAAACUGAGGAGUUCAUUUCAGAGGUCAUAAGGUCAAAUUCAUUUCAUCCGCUUCAUGUCCAAUAUUGCAUUGUGAAUGAAGAUGGAGCAUCAAUAUACAGUGUGUCACCUGAAGCUGAGAAAGAGAUGCCAAAGUUAGAUCCAAACAUUAGAAGUGCAGUAUCAAUUGCAAGAAGACUUCAGGACCCCCUUGCUGAACUUGUCAAGAUAGAUCCAAAACACAUAGGUGUUGGCAUGUACCAGCAUGAUGUACCAGAGAGAUUACUGAAGGCAGCGUUAGGAGAUGUGGUAGAGGAAUGUGUGAGUUUCGUUGGAGUGGAUCUCAACAUAUGUUCAGAAGUUCUGCUCAAAUGGGUUUCAGGCAUCUCAGCGGGUCUAGCUAAGAAGAUAAUAGCCCACCGUCAGAGGGUUGGAGCAUUUACCAAUCGUCAGGUGCUGCUCGAUGUGAAGGGUCUUGGACCUAAGACCUUCAAACAGUGCGCCGGGUUUGUCAGGAUCAACCCCUCGGGCAAUAAUACCGUUGAGCAGACUACCAAGGAUGAGGUCAUCAUCAUAUCAACAAGUCGCAGACAGCUGUAG